AUGAUCCAACUCGUGAUAUUCGCACUAGCCACCUUGACUGGACUGGGAGAUGCACUGCCUGUGAAUGAAGGCAGUCCCGUCUUGGUCCAGGUAGCCACCGAUUAUUCUGCCACCGUGACGGCAACUGCAGUUUCCACCAGCACCAUCCUGACUAGCUCCACUCCAUCGAUCACCACAGCUACGUCUCAAUGCACAGCACUCAACAAUCAAAAGGUUCAGCAUUGGUGA
Molecule: messenger RNA, 228 nt
Organism: Penicillium antarcticum
Lineage: Eukaryota; Fungi; Ascomycota; Eurotiomycetes; Eurotiales; Aspergillaceae
Exons: 1
Coding region: 1-228 (75 amino acids)
Source: RefSeq, a predicted model, not a curated record